Molecule: messenger RNA, 3109 nt
Organism: Branchiostoma floridae (Florida lancelet)
Lineage: Eukaryota; Metazoa; Chordata; Leptocardii; Amphioxiformes; Branchiostomatidae
Product: coatomer subunit beta-like
Biological process (GO): endoplasmic reticulum to Golgi vesicle-mediated transport; intra-Golgi vesicle-mediated transport; intracellular protein transport
Cellular component (GO): COPI vesicle coat; cytoplasm
Molecular function (GO): structural molecule activity
Source: RefSeq, a predicted model, not a curated record
CACGUGGUAUAAUUGAGCGUUUUGUGCGAGAGUUGGCCACGUCUACUGUCCGGACCGGGAAAGACUCAGAAGAGUCGGUGGUUUCGGGAUUUUCUUAAAUAUUUAACACAUUGACAGGAUCAGAAGUCAAGAUGACGACCGCUGCAGAACAGCCAUGUUACACUCUCAUCAACAUCCCUUCUGAUGCAGAGCCUCCCACAGAACUGCAGCUCAAGACUGAUCUGGAGAAGGGAGAUGUUCGUACCAAGACAGAAGCCCUGAAGAAGGUUAUCCACAUGAUCCUGAAUGGAGAGAAGAUGCCUUCUCUACUCAUGACUAUCAUCAGGUUUGUGAUGCCACUACAAGACCACACCAUUAAGAAACUGCUGCUGAUUUUCUGGGAAAUUGUGCCCAAGACUGGACCAGACGGCAAGAUGCUCCACGAGUUCAUCCUUGUCUGUGACGCCUACAGAAAGGACCUUCAACAUCCCAACGAGUUCAUACGCGGUUCCACGCUGCGUUUCCUGUGCAAGCUGAAGGAGUCGGAGUUAUUGGAGCCCCUCAUGCCGUCCAUCCGCACCUGUCUGGAACAUCGACACUCCUAUGUGCGCAGGAAUGCCGUCCUGGCCAUCUUCACCAUUUACAAGAACUUUGACACCUUGAUUCCUGAUGGCCCAGAGCUGAUCCACAACUUCUUGGAACAAGAACAGGACGCCUCCUGCAAGAGGAACGCCUUCAUGAUGCUCAUCCAUGCUGAUCAGGAACGAGCGCUGGACUACCUGAGCACCUGCAUUGACCAGCUGCAUACCUUUGGCGACAUUCUACAGUUGGUGAUUGUAGAGCUGGUGUACAAGGUGUGCCACGCUAACCCAAACGAGCGCGCUCGCUUCAUCCGCUGUAUCUACAACCUGCUGAACUCGUCUAGCCCGGCCGUGCGCUACGAGGCGGCGGGAACACUGGUCACCCUGUCCAGUGCACCCACUGCCAUCAAGGCUGCAGCAAGCUGCUACAUUGAGCUGAUUGUGAAGGAGAGCGACAACAACGUCAAGCUCAUCGUUCUGGACAGGCUCAUCGCCCUGAAGGACAACCCGCAACACGAGAGGGUACUGCAGGACCUUGUGAUGGACAUCUUACGUGUGCUGUCCACACCGGACUUGGAGGUCCGGAAGAAGACACUGAACUUGGCUCUUGACCUGGUGUCUUCAAGGAAUGUUGAGGAGAUGGUGCUGGUGUUGAAGAAAGGAGUGAUCAAGACUAAUGACAUUACUGAACACGAGGACACAGACAAGUAUCGUCUCCUGGUGCGGACUCUACACUCCUGCAGUAUCAAGUUCCCUGACAUGGCUGGCGCUGUCAUCCCCGUGUUGAUGGAGUUCCUGAGUGACCAGAAUGAGCUGGCUGCUGCUGACGUGUUGGUGUUUGUACGGGAGGCCAUCCAGCGAUUCGACCAGCUCAAACAUGUCAUCCUGGAGAAACUGUUGGAGGUCUUCCCCUCCAUCAAGUCUGUCAAGAUCCACCGGGCGGCGCUGUGGAUCCUUGGCGAGUACUGUACAACAGCAGAGGACAUCCAGGCACUCAUGCACGAGAUCAGACAUUCUCUGGGAGAUAUCCCCAUAGUUGAGUCGGAGAUGAAGAAGGCUGCAGGGGAGAUAAAGGAUGAAGAUGAGUUCACGCCGACUCAGCAGAAACUCCUGACGGCAGAGGGAACCUAUGCCACACAGAGCGCUCUCACGUCCACAGUCAAGAAGUCUAGUGAGGAAAAGAGGCCUCCGCUGCGAGGUUUCCUGAUGGACGGAGACUUCUUUGUGGGCGCGUCUCUGGCCACUACGCUGACCAAGCUAGCCAUCCGGUAUGGGGAAAUUGUCCCUGACCCCAAGAAACACAACUCGUUCAACGCAGAGUGUAUGCUGAUCAUGGCAACUAUUAUACAUCUUGGAAAGUCUGGUCUAGCAACCAAGCCAAUCACAGAUGAUGACCUGGACAGAAUCGCCCUCUGCCUGAAGGUCCUGUCUGACCACACCCCCGCGGUCAACGACAUCUUCAGUCGGGAGUGUCGCCACUCCCUGUCCACCAUGCUGGCUGCUUUACAUGAGGAGGAGAAGGAGAACCAAAAGACUGUGAUAGAGAAGAAGACAGUGAGUGUCCAGCCUGAUGACCCCAUCAGCUUCAUGCAGCUGGUCAACAAGGCAGAACAUGGAACUACAGAGGACUUGUUUGAGUUAAGCCUGCUCCAAGCAGUGGGGACACCACAGAAGAAGGAUGCAGCUGAUCCACAGGCCUCCAAACUACAGAAGGUGAACCAGCUGACAGGGUUCUCUGACCCGGUGUACGCUGAGGCGUACGUCCAUGUGAACCAGUACGACAUCGUGUUGGACGUCCUGAUUGUGAACCAGACCAGCGACACCUUACAGAGCGUCACACUGGAACUGGCUACUUUAGGUGAUCUGAAGUUGGUUGAGAAGCCCUCCCCCAUCAUCCUGGCUCCACAUGACUUUGCUAACAUCAAGGCCAAUGUCAAGGUGGCCUCCACUGAGAACGGCAUCAUAUUUGGCAACAUCGUGUAUGAUGUAAGUGGAGCGGCCAGCGACCGUAACUGUGUUGUUCUGAAUGACAUCCACAUCGACAUCAUGGACUACAUCGUGCCAGCCCAGUGCUCUGACAACGAGUUCCGACAGAUGUGGGCAGAGUUUGAGUGGGAAAACAAGGUUACAGUUAACACGUCCAUAACAGACCUGGGGAUCUACAUGGGACACCUGCUCAAGUCUACCAACAUGAAGAGUCUCACUCCUGAGAAGGCACUGUCUGGAGAAUGUGGCUUCAUGGCAGCCAACCUGUAUGCCCGUUCCAUCUUUGGUGAGGACGUCCUGGCUAACCUGAGUAUUGAGAAGAUGAUCCACCUGGGAGAGGACGCCCCUGUACAGGGUCACAUCCGCAUCAGGGCAAAGAGUCAGGGGAUGGCCUUAAGCAUGGGAGACAAAGUCAACAUGUGUCAGAAGAACCCACCAAAAUGAAUGGACUAAAGUAGAACAAAAACACUAUGAUAACAGUUUGGUUUCUCUUCCUAAGGAUUGAAAACCAGUCUAUAACUAGAUAAUUUCACUUCUAAACUAUCUUGUAUGCCAAAAUAUAC